CUCCCUCACAGGGGGCCGGAGAGCAGCCGCUCCCUCUCCCGCCGUCGCCGCUGCCGCUGCUGCCGCCGCCGCCAUGGACGAUUCCGGCAUCAUCCGGCGCCGGAGGCUUCAGUCACCUUCUAGUGGAAAGAAGAGAUACUACGUAGGAAAGUCUCGGGAAUGGGUUAGGGAGUGCCAAGAUGCGGGGAGUGCGGACCGACUACAUCUAGGGUGAAAGAGCAAUUAGUGUAGCAGGAGAGAGUUCGGUCAAACGGCAGUAAGAACUCUGGGUGUCGAAGGAGGAAGGUUCAGAAGGAUCUGCCUCUGCCCAGAAAGAGUAGCAGCAGCAUGUUCCGCCGCACCAAGAGCUGCCGUACCAGUAAUAGGAAAAGCCUCAUCUUGACCAGCACGUCACCUACUCUACCGAGGCCCCACUCUCCACUCCCUGGACACAUAGGCAGCAGCCCCCUGGACAGUCCCCGCAACUUCUCACCCAAUACUCCUGCCCAUUUCUCGUUCGCCUCCUCUCGCAGGGCAGAUGGACGCCGCUGGUCUCUGGCCUCCCUCCCCUCCUCUGGCUAUGGCACCAACACACCCAGCUCCACAGUCUCUUCGUCCUGCUCCUCCCAAGAGCGGCUUCACCAGCUCCCUUAUCAGCCCACGGUGGAUGAGCUGCACUUCCUGUCCAAGCACUUUGGCAGUACAGAGAGCAUCCCAGAUGAAGAUGGGGGCCGUCGCUCACCUGCUGCUCGGCCCCGCUCCCGAAGCCUCAGCCCUGGGCGCUCCCCUUCCUCCUAUGACAAUGAGAUCGUGAUGAUGAACCAUGUGUACAAGGAGAGGUUUCCCAAGGCUACGGCACAGAUGGAAGAAAAGCUGAGAGACUUCACCCGAUCCUUUGAGCCCGAGAGCGUGCUACCGCUGGCCGAUGGUGUCCUCAGCUUCAUCCAUCACCAGAUCAUAGAGCUGGCCCGAGACUGCUUGGCCAAGUCUCAUGAUGGCCUCAUCACCACUGUCUACUUCUAUGAGCUGCAAGAGAACCUGGAGAAGCUACUACAGGAUGCUUACGCACGCUCUGAAAGCCUGGAAGUUGCCUUUGUCACUCAACUAGUGAAGAAACUCCUCAUCAUCAUCUCUCGUCCAGCACGGCUGUUGGAGUGUCUGGAAUUUAACCCAGAGGAGUUCUACCACUUACUGGAGGCAGCUGAAGACCAUGCCAAAGAAGGGCACCUGGUGAAGACAGAUAUUCCUCGCUACAUCAUCAGCCAGCUUGGCCUUACCCGAGACCCCUUUCCAGAUGUAGUUCACCUUGAGGACCAAGACAGUGGAGGCUCCAACACCCCUGAGCAGGAUGACUUUGCAGAGGGGCGUGGUGCCACCCCCAAGACCAAGAAACCCCCUGGUGAGAGUGACUUUGAGACCAUCAAACUCAUCAGCAAUGGUGCAUAUGGGGCUGUGUAUUUGGUGAGGCACCGAGAGACACGCCAGCGCUUCGCCAUGAAGAAGAUCAACAAGCAGAACCUUAUCCUCCGCAACCAGAUCCAGCAGGCAUUCGUCGAGCGUGACAUCCUUACCUUUGCUGAGAACCCUUUUGUCGUCAGCAUGUUCUGCUCCUUUGAGACCAAGCGCCACCUUUGCAUGGUCAUGGAGUAUGUGGAAGGAGGAGACUGUGCCACACUGCUCAAGAACAUCGGGGCCCUGCCCGUGGAGAUGGCGAGGAUGUACUUUGCAGAGACCGUGUUGGCACUAGAGUAUUUGCACAACUAUGGCAUCGUGCACCGAGACCUCAAGCCUGACAACCUCCUCAUCACCUCCAUGGGCCACAUCAAGCUGACGGACUUCGGCCUCUCCAAGAUGGGCCUGAUGAGCCUCACCACCAACCUGUAUGAGGGUCACAUCGAGAAGGAUGCCCGAGAGUUCCUGGAUAAGCAGGUAUGUGGGACACCUGAGUAUAUCGCACCCGAGGUGAUCCUGCGCCAGGGCUACGGAAAGCCUGUGGACUGGUGGGCCAUGGGCAUCAUCCUCUAUGAGUUCCUGGUGGGCUGUGUGCCCUUCUUUGGAGACACCCCUGAGGAAUUGUUUGGGCAGGUCAUCAGCGAUGACAUUCUAUGGCCCGAGGGGGAGGAGGCCUUGCCUGCUGAUGCCCAACUCCUCAUAUCCUGCCUCUUACAGACCAACCCUCUGGUGCGCCUGGGUGCAGGCGGUGCCUUUGAGGUGAAGGAGCACAGCUUCUUCCGGGAGCUGGACUGGACGGGCCUCUUGCGGCAGAAAGCAGAAUUCAUCCCCAACCUGGAGUCGGAGGAUGACACCAGCUACUUUGACACCCGCUCCGACAGGUAUCAUCACGUCAACUCAUAUGAUGAAGAUGACACAACAGAGGAUGAGCCUGUGGAAAUCCGCCAGUUCUCCUCCUGUUCCCCCCGCUUCAGCAAAGUGUACAGCAGCAUGGAACAGCUGUCCCAGCACGAGCCCAAACCACCCACAAGUGGCAAGCGGGAAGCUGGCACCAAGAGCCAGGACGAGAAGGCUGCCAGCAAGCGCGAGGGGCUGGGCGGCCUCACCCUGCGCGACAAGAGUUGGAGGGGGGGGUCCCCCGAGAUCAAACGUCUGUCGGCCUCUGAGUCAUCCUUCUUGGAGGGGGAGGCCAGUCCCCCCCUGGGUGCUCGCCGCCGCUUUUCUGCCCUCCUGGAGCCCAGCCGGUUUAGUGCUCCCCAGGAGGAUGAGGAUGAAGGAAGGGUGCGGAGGCCUCCACGGCCCAGCUCUGACCCCCCUGGGAGCCUAGACAGCAGAGCCCCCAAGGAAGGAACUGCAGGGGACAGCACUCCAAGCACUGGAGACUCGGAGCCUGGUGAAUUGGUCCUGCCACCCAAAGAUGGAGACCCAUCAACACCCAAGGCCACAAAUGACCUGGUCAUUCGACGGGCAAGGCACCAACAGCAGAUCUCUGGGGAGCCCUCAGAGAAGCGGUCCUCACGUCCUGGGGGCAAAGUCAUCAAGUCAGCCUCAGCUACUGCUCUGUCCGUCAUGAUCCCCACAGUAGACCAGCAUGGCAGCUCACCCCUGGCCAGUCCUAUGUCCCCUCGGUCACUUUCUUCCAACCCAUCAUCGAGGGAUUCAUCUCCCAGCCGUGACUACUCCCCUGCUGUCAGCGCUCUCCGCUCCCCCAUCACUAUCCAGCGCUCAGGCAAGAAGUAUGGCUUCACCCUCAGGGCGAUCCGUGUCUACAUGGGUGACUCAGAUGUAUAUAGUGUCCACCACAUUGUAUGGCAUGUGGAAGAGGGAGGACCUGCCCAGGAGGCUGGACUCUGUGCAGGGGACCUCAUCACCCAUGUCAAUGGGGAGCCUGUCCAUGGGAUGGUGCACCCAGAGGUGGUGGAGCUAAUCCUUAAGAGUGGGAACAAAGUGGCCGUGACAACCACGCCUUUCGAGAACACUUCUAUCCGCAUUGGGCCUGCCCGGCGCAGCAGCUACAAGGCCAAGAUGGCCCGGAGGAACAAGAGGCCAGCGGCCAAGGAGGGUCAAGAGAGCAGGAAGCGCAGCUCCCUGUUCCGCAAGAUCACCAAGCAGUCCAAUCUCCUCCACACGAGCCGCUCCCUCUCAUCUCUUAAUCGAUCCCUCUCCUCCAGUGACAGCCUCCCUGGGUCCCCGACCCAUGGCCUGCCUGCUCGCUCUCCCACACACAGUUACCGCUCCACGCCUGACUCGGCCUACCUAGGUGCCUCUUCUCAAAGCAGCUCCCCAGCUUCCAGCACCCCCAACUCCCCAGCCUCUUCCUCUCACCAUAUUCGGCCGAGCACUCUUCAUGGCCUGUCCCCCAAGCUGCACCGGCAAUACCGCUCAGCCCGCUGCAAGUCAGCUGGCAACAUACCCCUGUCACCACUUGCGCACACACCCUCCCCCACACAGUCGUCUCCACCCCCACUGCCCGGCCACACAGUGGGCAGCUCCCACACCACACAGAGCUUCCCUGCCAAGUUACACUCCUCUCCACCUGUGGUGCGCCCACGCCCUAAGAGUGCUGAGCCCCCCCGUUCUCCACUUCUUAAGAGGGUGCAGUCUGCUGAAAAGCUGGGCUGCCCACUGGGUACUGACAAGAAGGGUGCGCUGCGUAAGCACAGUCUGGAGGUGGGGCACCCUGAUUUCCGCAAGGACUUCCAUGGAGAGCUGGCACUGCAUAGCCUUGCUGAGGCCGAGGGCGAGACAGGCCCCACAUCUGCUGCUGCUGAAGGGCCCGGGGCCCAGCGCCCCCCACCUAUGAGGCGACUGGGCCGCCAGGAAUCCCCCCUGAGUCUUGGUGGGGGAGACCCGCUCCUAGCCGGCCCACGGGGGGGUGAAGGUCCCAAGGAAGAAAAGUCAGCUGCCGGCCCAGGACCUCCUGGUCCAGGCAAAGUCCCAGAAUCAGAAGGGUCAGCCCGCAAGGAAAGGGAAGUGGGCGGCAGUAGGGGGGAGCCCCCAUGGUCAGGGGGCUGCCCGCCCCGGGCCCCAGCCCCAGGCCGGACUCUGGACCGAGAAGGGACAGGCACAAGACACCAGGGGGUGCAGACAGAGGAUGCAGGAGGGGCAGCCCGGGCUUUAGCCAAGGCCGCCCUGAGCCCAGUACAAGAGUAUGAGGUGGGCAGACGCAGCAGUGCCGGCGAAGCAGCCACCUCCCCCCGGGGGGGCCCAGGCAAUGACCUGCCCCCUGUACCCAUUGUGGUGGAGCCCACAGCUGAGGCCAGUAGGCCUCCCCUGGAGGCCCCCGGGGGGAGGGUGUCCAAGGAGCGCUGGGUGUUGGAGGUGGUAGAAGAAAGAACCACUCUGAGUUUGCCCCGAACUAAACCCAUCUCUCCCAAACUCUCUCCGGAGCCCCCAGGCUCUACCCCUGUUCCCCCCCCACCUUCUGCGAGGAAUGGGCCAGGCUCUGACCCAGGGCAUCCACAAACCCCCACUGCCCUCCCUAUCCCAGCUCUCCCAGGCCCCAAGAGUGAGUCAGGGCUGCCUACCCGCUUCCCUGCUGAGCCUGUGCCUGGCCCAGGCCUGGCCAAGAAGGGGUCAGCGAACUAAAGGCGGGCCCAGAAACUGCCCCACCUCUGGACCUUUGUAAAUAGGACUGGAGGGUGGCACCAGAUUGUACAGUGGGUUGUAUACAUAUGUACACAUAUAAAUAAAGUGCGUGUUACGCAUCCUGGGCUCCAGGCUCUCUGGACCUGCCUGCCACAUGUGGCAAUGGUGAGAUCUGAGCUAGAGGGUUUUAAAUGGAAAGUUGAGAGGGAAGGAAGUGCCCUUGAAGCCACCGGGCAGCUGGCAGAAGAGAAGGGCAUGAGGUGCAAAGACUCCAUUUCCAGGAGACAAAAUUCAAGAGGGGCAACACUCAGAACUGUAAUGUACCUGACCAACCAGAGAGCUUGACCCAAGGAGGAAAGGCUACCUUGCAGAGAGGUAUCACUGAGUUCUACUGUAAAUUAGAGCUAUAUAUAGAAAUAUAGCUGCACAAGGGUGGGGGUUGCCCCCAAGCAGCAGAUUAGAGGGCUUAAUACCUUGAUAAAAUGGACUGCUGAGGAAGAGCAUUGUUAAGCUAUCUUAAGUGAGGGAAUCCCCAUUUAGGGGAGAGGGGGAUGGGAGUCAUAGUGGAGAGCAUUUGGGUGAGGUUCAAUGGGGAAGAUGGAACAAGCAUUAAGUGCCUACUAUAUGCCAGGUGCUUUACAAAUAUCACAUGUAUGUAUAUAUGAUUUAUGUGUAUAUAUACUCUCAUAUUUUAUAUAUGUAUAUACACACCUCAACAGCCCCGGGAGGUAAGUGCUAUUAUAAUUUUACAAUUGAAGAAACUAAGGCAGGCAGGGGUUAAGUGACUUGUCCAGGAUCACAUAGGUAGUCUGUCUUAGGUCUGAUUUGAACUCAGGACUAAGCAACUGCAGACCCAGAGUUAUAUCCACCGUGUUGCCAAGCCGACAAAAUGGAAAGAGAAACAAAUGGUAUCUGUCAUGACGGUACACUUCAGAUCACCUGGCCAGAAGAUGAAUAAGUGUGGGGAACAGAUAAGUAGCCUGGCAAGUAAGCAUGGUAUGGGAGUUAUGGGAGAAGACAACUCUCUGCAUCUCCGCUGGAGAGAGACCUCUGCCUGAAGCAAAGAAGUGAAUUAUUGCCUUGCUGCCUCAAAGGGUAGAAAAAAGGGGAGCUUCUAUUCUGGACCUCAGCCUGACUCACCAGGAACUGGCUGUAACGUUGAAAGGACAGCAGCUUCAGGAGGGGGCUCUCCUCAGAGAUUGCCUCGAGUAGUAGAUAACAGGGCUUUGGCCAGAGUUAAAAGGCUAGGAUUCCACACCCAAGACUCUAUGGGGGAAGCAGCUCUUAGGAGACAAUUCCAGUGAAGAGAAGGACCUGCCAAGGAGUGUGCAUUGGGUUGUUUUUUAAGAUGCAAAGGAAAUGGAAGCAGGGUAAAGUUUCUAAAAAUAAAUGCAAAAAUAUGGCCCCAUUCUAUUAAGAGAAGCACUGAAUCGAAGAAUGGGCCAAGGCCAGGGCUGAGGGCUCACACAACAAAAACGUCUCUUUAAGCUGAGUUGGGGAUGAGUUGGAAGGGGCCUCAGAGAUAUCUGAUCCAACUCAUACCCAAACAAGAUAACCUCCACAACACACCACCAUAUUCCCACACAGCUAUUCCACUUUUGGACUAACAUUGUUAGGAAGCUUUUAGACAAAGCCUAAAUUUCUCUGCAACAUCCAUUUUUGCUAGUUUUGCCAUCUGGGGCCAAACAGCAUUUAUGUAAUUCCUCUCAAGAUAGCCCAUCAAAUACUUAAGGACAGUUAUCGUGUGUCCCUAAAAACUCUGUUUUUCAUCAUUCACCUUUUAAAAAUUCAUAUCUUUCAUUUUAAUGGUCAAUUUUAUUUCUGGAAAAUAUUCUCUUUAUCAAACCCAUCUCUAGUAACAGAAUAUUUCAAACAUGGGGGAGAAAAAGCAGUUGAGCAAAACCAAAGGAAACAUUGCAUCUGAAAGCCUCACCUCUGUAAAGAAAAGAGGGGAGCACACUUUGUUUACUCUCCUCAGAGGCUGAGGAUGGUCAUCAUUAUAUAGUGUUUUGUUCUUAACCAUUUCCAUUGCUGUAAUUUUCUCCCUGGUGCUUCUUGCUUCAAUCUGCUUUAGUUCACCUAAGUCUUCCUGUGCUUCUCUGAAUUAUUUAUAUUGGUCAUUCCUUACCAAGCAAUAAUAUUCCAUCACAAUUUAGUCAUUCUUGAAUUAAUAGGUGUCUACUUUGUCUCCAGAUCUUUGCUACCACAAAAAGUGCUAUCAGGGAUAUUUUGUUUUAUUCUGGAUCUUUCUGUUUUUUCACUUACUUGAAGGUAUGCACCUAAUAGAGUAGGAUCUCUGGGCAAAAGGGUAUGAAGAAUUCAGUCACCACCACACCCCAUAAUUCCAAAGUGAUUCACAGCUCCACCAAGCCUAUCUUUUUGCAGCCCCUCUGACUUAGAACAAAUUUCAUGCCCAAUUUUCUGAGGUUAAACCUCAGAGUUCUUUUGUCUUGUGUUAUCAGUGAUACUUUAAAUAAUUUUUCAUAUAUUUUCUAAUAAUAAUAGCUAACAUUUAUAUAGCACUAAUGUGCCAGGCACUGCGCUAAGCACUUUACAAGUGUUUCAUUUGAUCCUAUCAACAACCCCGGGAGGUGGGUGCUAAUAUGAUCCCCGUUUCAACACUUUUGCAUUAUUUUUUGAGAACUUUUUGCUCCUAUCCUUUGAUCACUUAUCCAUUAGUCUCCCCUCUUUCUUAAAAAAUUAAUGUCAAGGGGCAGCUAGGUGGUGCAGUAGAUAGAGCAUCGGCCCUGG
Dromiciops gliroides (monito del monte) is the source of this 7770-nucleotide messenger RNA. RefSeq names its product microtubule associated serine/threonine kinase 1 (gene MAST1). Gene Ontology annotation, biological process: intracellular signal transduction; peptidyl-serine phosphorylation. The transcript has 29 exons. The coding region runs from base 328 to 5019 and encodes 1563 amino acids. The record is from RefSeq and is a predicted model, not a curated record. Gene Ontology annotation, molecular function: magnesium ion binding; ATP binding; protein serine/threonine kinase activity. Lineage: Eukaryota; Metazoa; Chordata; Mammalia; Microbiotheria; Microbiotheriidae.